ACUCAACAAUUAUACUACAAAUAUAUGCAAAUGCCUUUUUAAAACGUUGGUUGCUAACGGUACAUCUAUUACAUUACACAAAAACAGUUGAAAGUCAACUAGUAAAUAAGUAUGGCUUAAAUUCAAUCAUAAUAGAUUUACAUACGUCAAAAUUUUAGUUAAAAAAUUCUCAUUACAAAAACAUGAAUUAUAUAUAAAAUUCUACACUUUUGAUAACAUGUAUAAUGAUUUCGGAUGUGUUUUACUUAAAAAUUUGAUUAAAUAAAUUUCUUUUUUGGUUUAUUAAAAAUUUGGAUAUUUGGUUAAACGUAAAAGAUAAUUAUAAAUUUAAAAACAUGGUUGAUCGAGGAGAAGUUGUAACUAUCUUCGUUGGACAAGCUGGUUGUCAAGUAGGCAAUGCUUUCUGGGAGCUUGUGUGCCUUGAACAUGGUAUAAAACCAGACGGUUGUAUAGUUCGUGGAUUUGAAAGUGAUGAUACCUCUUAUCAUACAUUUUUUUCUCCAUCCCAGACUGGAAAAUUUAGUCCAAGAACAGUUAUGAUUGAUUUAGAACCAACUGUUAUUGAUGAAAUACGUACCGGAUCAUAUCAGUAUCUAUUUGAUCCAUCAUCAUUGUUAACUGGCAAAGAAGAUGCUGCCAAUAAUUUUGCAAGAGGAUAUUACAGUAUUGGAAAUGAAAUGAUUCAUCUUGCACUUGAUAAAAUCCGUAGAGUUUGUGAAAAUUGUUCAAAACUAGAUGGAUUCAUUGUUUUCAGAAGUUUUGGAGGUGGUACCGGAAGUGGUUUUACAACAUUAAUACUUGAAGGUUUAACUGCAGACUUUGGCAAAGUAUCAAAACUUGAUUUUUCAAUUUAUCCAUCACCUCAUAUAUCAACAUCAGUUGUUGAACCUUAUAAUGCCGUUAUGACAACUCAUGGAACUCUAGAUUUUGAAGAUUGUUGCUUUGUAGUUGACAAUGAGGCACUGUAUGACAUCUGCGCAAGAAAUUUAAAUGUCAAUAGACCAACUUACACUAAUCUCAAUAGAUUAUUGGCACAGGUUGUUUCAGCAAUAACAGCAUCAUUGAGAUUUGAAGGAUCUAUUAAUGUUGGACUGGAAGAGUUUCAAACAAAUCUUGUUCCUUAUCCAAGAAUACAUUUUCCUCUUGUAUCAUAUUCACCAAUAAAUACUGCCAGACAAGCUAUAAGCACAAACAUAAAUGUUUCACAUAUUACCAAUGAAUGCUUUCAACCAUCUAAUCAGAUGAUUAAAUGUGAUCCAAGACAUGGUGCUUAUAUGAGUUGUUGUUUACUAUAUCGUGGCAAUAUCAAUCCAAAUGACGUCAAUCAAACAAUAAAUUCAUUGAAAGGAAAAAAAUCAAUUCAAUUUGUUGAUUGGAGUCCAACUGGAUUUAAGAUUGGAAUUAAUUAUCAACCUCCAACAACAGUGCCUGGUGGUGAUUUAGGAAAAACUGAUAAAUCAGCAGUUAUGAUGACAAACAACACAUCAAUAAGACAUGCCUGGUCAAGACUUGUUAGCAAAUAUAAUAUUAUGUUUAAAAAACGUGCAUUUGUACAUCAUUAUAUUGGUGAAGGAAUGGAUGAAAGUUUUUUUGUCGAUGCAAAAAAUGAUAUAUAUGCACUUAUUGAAGAUUACAAAGAAAUCGAAACAUGAAUGAUAACUAAAUUCAUUAAAAUUAUCAUUAAAAUAUUCUAGAAUAUUUUCUACAUGCAAUUCAUUCAAAAGAUUAAUAGAGAAAAUACUUGAUCAAAGUGUCUACAUUAUUUUUAUUUUUAAAAUAAUUUUUUUUUAUCAUGUAAAUAAUAAAUGAAAGAUAAGAGACAAUGAUAUGGAAUAUUAAAUGCUCGAGUAGACUUACUGGCACCUGACAAGAGAAUGAAAAUUUUUAUAUUAUUCUCUUUUUUUUUUUUUUUUUAUAUAAAUAUUUAUAUUAAUGUUUGAUUAAAAAUUUCAUGUUUUAUUCCAGGUGAGCUUGUUGAAAUGACACAAAUAAAAUUAUGAUUAAUGACAACGGGUCUUGGUAAAUCUUGAUCAUAUGUCUGCCUCGUGGGCCUACUUGUGAUUAUGAUUCUUGGGACUUUAUGUAUCUCUUAUUUCAUUAAAAUAAAAAAAAAAAUAAUACAUAACACGCAUUGGUCAUAUGAUUCACGUGAUUCUUUGUUGUUUAUAAUCA
Aphidius gifuensis is the source of this 2172-nucleotide messenger RNA. RefSeq names its product tubulin alpha chain-like. The transcript has 6 exons. Gene Ontology annotation, cellular component: cytoplasm; microtubule. Gene Ontology annotation, biological process: microtubule cytoskeleton organization; mitotic cell cycle. Lineage: Eukaryota; Metazoa; Arthropoda; Insecta; Hymenoptera; Braconidae. The coding region runs from base 336 to 1652 and encodes 438 amino acids. Gene Ontology annotation, molecular function: structural constituent of cytoskeleton; GTP binding. The record is from RefSeq and is a predicted model, not a curated record.